This is a messenger RNA of Mycena indigotica, 1191 nucleotides long. RefSeq names its product HNHc domain-containing protein. Gene Ontology annotation, cellular component: nucleus. Lineage: Eukaryota; Fungi; Basidiomycota; Agaricomycetes; Agaricales; Mycenaceae. The record is from RefSeq and is a predicted model, not a curated record. The coding region runs from base 25 to 1191 and encodes 388 amino acids. The transcript is spliced from 7 exons.
CUUCACUCCGUCGACGAUUAUAACAUGGACGCCGAAGAGCUAGCACGCGCCGCCAAGGAGGUAGUAUUCGACGCCCGGCGCAAAGACGAGCUCCACAAACUGACGCCGCGUCUCAUCCGGCAGCGGCUCGAGACGCAGUUUGGGCUGGCAGAGGGAACGUUGGAGGGGUCAGAGUACAAAAAGGCGCUCAAGGCGGUCAUUGGCGAAGCAACGUCAGCACCAAUACCCCCACUCAGCAAGCCAGUCUCUGAAUCAAAGAAACGCAAGACUCCGGACGGCGACGACGCGGAGGCAGAGGAGGUGAAGAAGGAUAAGGAACCUGCCAAACCGCGUAAACGGCCAAGCACGAGCAAGAAAGUGGUAGAAUCAGACGGUGACAGUGACGAGUCUGACGCGCCGAAACCGCGUAAACGGCAGAAAACGACCAAGAAACCCGCGGUCGCGUCCGACGACUCUGAUGAGGAAAAGCCUAAUAACAAAUCCAAAUCCAAACCGAAACCGAAGGAACCUAAAUCGCGUAGUAGCGCCAAAAGCGCGCCAAAGAAAGCGUUCAAAUCAUCCGAAACGGUGCUGUCAUCUGACGCUGAACCAACGCCGGACGAUGACGAUAAUGACAAAAUGGAGGGCUCUUCCAAGCCGACUGAGAAACCCAAGGCUUCAGCAACAGCUGCCACGGCGGACAAAUCAUUGGCAGCGCAUCAGAGUGACUCUGAACUUUCCGUGCUAGAAGACGACCCACCCAAAAAGUCGAACAAGAGGACAACGGAAAAGAAGAAAGAAAAGACAACAGGAAGUUCAGACGACAAACACGACGCGCAGAUCAAGAAGCUCAAGAGUUUUGUUUCAGCAUGUGGUGUCAGGAAGGUGUGGUCCAAGGUGUUUGCAGAUAUCGACAAACCGACACGGCAAAUCCAAAAAUUAAAAGAGAUCUUGGCGGAGCUGGGCAUGGAGGGGCAGCCCAGUUUGGCGAAGGCGAAAGCGAUCAAACAACGACGCGAAUUGGCACAGGAACUGGAGGAUGUCCAAAACUUUGCGGCAUCUCGGGGAAUGAAAGCCAAGGCGGGUGAUAAGAAGAAAGAACAGACACAAGACACAUCUGAAGACGAGGCUGUACCAGAGAAGCGCAAGCCUAAUGCGCGACAAAGUAUCAUGGCAUUCCUCGAAGACCAAAGUAGCGAUGGCGAUGACUGA